This is a messenger RNA of Peronospora matthiolae, 531 nucleotides long. The record is from the annotation of a GenBank genome assembly. NCBI's taxonomy places the organism in Eukaryota, Oomycota, Peronosporomycetes, Peronosporales, Peronosporaceae.
AUGCGUCGACAGCUGCACGAGUUCAAGAUGCAGAAGAGAGACAGUGUAAUGGAUCGCUAUCCCAUUUUCGAUGAGCUGUGCAUGUCAAUGCAAGCUAUCGGUGACGAAGUUUUUCAGGAUGAGCGACUCGUGAUUCUACUCGGAAGCCUAUCUGAUGAAUACGACCAAAUAGUCAAGAUCAUCGAGAACAUGAAGGAUAUGAAUCAAUUUCAAGCCAAGGAAAUGCUUUGUCGUGAAUACGAAGGCAUUGCUCGAAAGGAGAAGAGCGAGAUUGCGUUGAAGGCUACAAGAAAGUUCAAGAGCAAGAGUUUUCAGCCAAAGGAAGCAAGGAACAAUUUCACUAGGACGUGUUUUAUCUGCGGCAAGCAUGGGCACAAGAAACAAGAUUGCUGGAAGAAAUCGGACAAGAAGAAGAGCUUUGAGCAAGCGUUCACUGUGAGGAACAAUGCUCUGAAGGUUGGCUACUUGCCAGUGGAGCGAAAAGUCAUAUGUGUCCAAUCCAAGAUGACUUUUUGGAUACCCGCCCACUGA